CAACUGCGCAAGAUAUUAUAAUACUACAUAUGUAGAGAUAUUGUUUCAUUGACAACAUAUAAAUAUUUUUAUACUAGUAAUUGGCCGCAGAAUUACAGCACCAAUAUUUAAAAAUGAAGUUUUUACAUGGCAAAGUGUUUAUUGUUGCAGUGAUUAUAAUCAUUGUAACGGUUUGCUUCAGUGACGUGACGAGUCAAGGACAAGACUGUCCGAAUGCUGAAGUUCCCUUACUGAACAGUAUGGAUGCACCACUCGUCGCAAAACUAGACAUGGCUAAAUUAUCAUCGCAACUAAAAGUAUACAUUUACGAAGAAAUACGGAAGGUUCUUGACUACACAAUGAAGGAUAUCAUAUCUGAUAUUGAAAAACUAAAGGAUGAAACAAAACAGUUGAAUGUCAUCAUUGAAGAGAAAGUAAAAAAUGUAACGACGGAAUUGACAGAAAACCUUAGAACACCAACAGUGACCUUUAAAGCACGUGAUUUGAAAUUUGAUAGAAAUGUAAUAGGAAAGACUUUUGUAUUCCCAAACAUGAUAGUGAACUAUGGCGGUGGAUAUGACAACACAACCGGUGUAUUUACAGCUCCUUAUUCUGGAAUGUAUCUGCUCUCUGUACAGUUAUGUCCUGAAAUGAAUGACUCCAUUCAUGCACAUAUUAAAGUUAAAAAUGGGAAAAUAUUGGCAGACUUGAACUUCAGAAACAGCGUCGGCGAACAUGGACCUUGCGUAUCUUCCAAUGGAGUAGAUUUUCUAACAAAAGGCGACAAAGCAUGGGUUUUCUGUACUCAUGCAAAUUCUAAUGGAGAUGUGAUUUAUAUUGGAGGUCAUGGAAACAGUUUUUCUGGAACUCUGAUACACAGAUAAGGACAAGUUUCCUGUCAUGUUUACGCUUCGCUCCUUUUGCUUAGCCGCCCUUGCUUGCAUAUAAAUUCUAUAUCAGUCGCAUUCGGUUCAAAGAUUGAUGAUAAGCAAACAAAUUUUCAUCAAUAUUAGUUUUCAAUAGGAUUUCUAACUUAAUACACAAUAGAUAUAAGAAGAUGUGGUAUAUGUGCUAAUGAUACAAUUUCCCAUGCAAGUCAUAAUUUGUUAAAGUAAACCAUUAUAGGUCAAAGUACGGUAUCAACAAAGCAUUGAUUGAUAAUGAAAGACACACAUAGUAGAUUUCCUGAAAUUGUAUGUAAAGCUUCAAAUUUGUAAAUAUUUGUAAGUAGUAAAGUGUAUCAUAUUUGCUCACUACACUUCAUAAAUAAAUGUUUAUAAACACAUUAAACUUCUUAUUUUUCACAACAGUUUGUAGUAAGAUGUAAGUAUGGUUAACAGUUAUCCAUUACGCGUUAGUUUCAAUGUCUUUCUCUUCUUCUUGCGAACAUAAAGACAAUUUCGCCUCAUACCCUUAAUCACAUUAUAUCGAUGCGUUUCCUUGUUUUUAUACUGCAGCAUAAUCGAUCUAAAUAAAAAAAAAUAACCUUUUACAUUACAGUUUAUAUCUUUUUGUCGAAGAGUACUUUAUUGACACAUAUAUAUGCAACCAUCUUUACUGUAAGCCAAAUUAUGUAAAAUCAACAACCCCAGAUAUGCAAACUAAAGUUAUAAAAUUACGAAAAUAAAUCUCAAAUUCGUCUCGAAAAGUCUUUAGGAUGAUGGUGGAUAAGAAAAUGUAUGAAAUAAAACAUUACCAAAAGAACGACUUAUUACAGAGUUCGGUAUUGUUGUUAUUUUACGUUUUCGGGGUAUAAAAUGUCUGCAAUGUAGACGACCUUAUUUGUGUCUUUUAUUAUAAAUCUAUAACAAUAAAAUCAUGUACAAUGUC
This is a messenger RNA of Mytilus trossulus (common blue mussel), 1809 nucleotides long. RefSeq lists its product as uncharacterized. The transcript has 2 exons. The record is from RefSeq and is a predicted model, not a curated record. Gene Ontology annotation, molecular function: protein binding. The coding region runs from base 114 to 863 and encodes 249 amino acids. NCBI's taxonomy places the organism in Eukaryota, Metazoa, Mollusca, Bivalvia, Mytilida, Mytilidae.